This is a messenger RNA of Triticum urartu, 2837 nucleotides long. RefSeq lists its product as uncharacterized. Lineage: Eukaryota; Viridiplantae; Streptophyta; Magnoliopsida; Poales; Poaceae. The record is from RefSeq and is a predicted model, not a curated record.
CCCCAGUCCCCACGGCACCGUCGUUUGACGCGAGCACCCACCACGCACGCACCCGUGUCACCAUCCCUCGCCGCACGCGCACCAUUACACUAGAGCGAGUAGCAAAUAGCACGCCGCACCGCCGCCCCACCGCGACCCGUCACUCCGCACUCGUGGUGGAGUGGAGAGCGUGGCUGGCGGCGGGCCUGCCUCUUCCUCUUCCUCUUCCUAGCGGCACUAGUAGGAGUAGCCGGUAAACCCGCACCUAAACCGCAGUCUCCCAUCGCCACACCCCGCGGCUCGGCACGGGCACGGCACAGAUCUCCCCACUCCACCCCGCCGGGUCGCGCGCGGCGGCCGAAGCACGCGAGCGAGCGAGCCCUUUCCGGCCGCCUACGCCUCGGGGGCGGACGCGCGCGGAUCGCGUCAUGGCGGAGGCGGGCAAGCGGGUCGACCUGGCCGCGCCGCUGCGCUCGGCGCGCCUGCCCUACCACAAGGCCGACCUCGACUCCGGCCCCGUCCGCCACCCCGGCGCCGUGCCCUUCGUCUGGGAGCACAGCCCCGGCCAGCCCAAGAGCGUCCGCACCCGCCGCCCGCCUCCGCCCUCGCCCUCGCAGCCGCGCCCGGAGGAGAGCGGCGCCACCCGCUACCACGACGCCCUGGGCGAGCGCGAGCGCGAUCGCGCACUGCCAAACGGCGCCGCCCCCGCCCCCGCCCCCGCCCCUGCCGUGCCCCGAACUGGCGCCGCGGAGCGUGAGGCGGAGAGGGCGGAGGUCGAGCCGAGGAAGGAAGCCACGACGCCGGACGUGCUCUCCGUGGCCGAUGUGCUGCGGAAGGAGGAGGAGGAGGACGCCGGCGAUGACGAGGAGAGGUUCUCGGACGCGCUGGACACGCUCUCCCGCACAGAGUCCUUCACCGUGAACUGCAGUGUCAGCGGUCUCAGCGGUCUCAGCGGCGUGCCGGACCGCCCGGCCGGUGCGACCGCCAGCGCCGCCGAGCCCGGCGCCCGCGGCUUCAUGAUGGACCGCUUCCUGCCGGCCGCGCAGGCGGUGGCCGUGGGCUCCCCGCAGUACACCUUCCGCAAGGCCAGUGCAGCUGGCUCCACCGGCAACUCUGCCCGCGAGCAUGCGCAUGCCGCUGCGGCCAAUUGGAGGAUGGGCAGCGAUGAUGAUCGCGUCAGGAGGACGCCGGUCCAGCUCCCUUACCAGAAUCUUCCUCCCAAUUAUUUGUCUUGCAACUAUCCCAGACGCGAUGAGCAUGGGGAGGAGGAGGUGGAAGAAGAUGAUGAUGACUUCGACGUACAUAGUACCCGAGGUUUUGCAUCCAAGGGGUGUGGUUUGCUCCCUGGAUUGUGUGUAAAAACCUCCUUGUUACUACUUAAUCCAAUGCCUAUGAUGAAGGGCGGCAAGGCAAGUCGAGCAGGGAGAGGUAGGGGAUUGGCAUCCAAAGGCAGGGGCCAGAAAGCACCGAGCCCUCUUGCCCGGAGCUCACAACGUAAGAAUCUUGGCUGUGAUUCUAAUGGGCAAUACUGGGAGGAAGUUUAUAAGCACAAGCUGGAACAAAAGUACAUUAACCAAGGAGAGGAUAGGAGGAGCAAGCUGACAAGUGAGUCGAACCAUCUGACAUUCUGGAGUGACUCUCAAACUGGCGAUGGGUCUUCACCAUUCCGCCACUCCAUAGGUGGUGGCAUGUCUCCCUACCGCCGCGACGUUGCCUUAUCACCAUCACAUAAAGCAAAUGGGUCAUUUGAAGUAAGAGAUAAAGAUGAGAAAAUGAGUAGAAGCAAUGGCUCUAGCUCACUUGGAAUAGACCAUGAUCAUGGCUCGUUGCUUGGAUCAGAUCACAGUAGUUUGAAGGGAUCAAGCUCCAUGAGCUCAGGGGUCGAUAGAACAUUGCAUGAAGAUUCAAUGGAUCAUCGUUCAGGUAUUGAUUCAGAGACUAGCCAGUUGACUGUGGUACUGGAUCCAAAGGCAUCUUUGAAUUCAGGGUGUGAUGUUCAACAUGGUGGACGGCAGAUAGUCAGAAGUAACAGCAUAGUGGAAGCUCAAGACAAUGAUACAUUGACAGAAAAGAUCGCCAAAGUACCGGAAUCCGCUUCAUUAAUACCUUCCGGAAAUGCAGGAUCAGUAACACUGGAUGAUAGAAAAAGUCAUGAUAGUAGUCAGGAUGUUCCAAUACAUUCAGAAGAUAAUAUGGCUGUCAAGAAGGAAAGCAUGCCUUUGCAAUUUCUAAUGCCGCUACCUGUCCCGAAGUCGCCUUCAGAUUCCUGGCUUUCUCGUAGUUUGCCAUCUGUGAAGAAUAAACCACCUCCUCCAUCUUUUCUUGGAAUCCAAGUACAGUCGAGGAAACAAGCUCCGUGGGUCUCGGCACAUCCAAAGGAGAAUGAUCUUAAACCUCCCAGGCCACGCCAAAUAAGAUUUGCAGAUGUGGUGGAGAGGCCUUAUUAUUUGGAUACUGAGAUAUGAUAUCUUCCCUUGAGACCAGUAUAUAUUCAUGAUAUGAUUCCUGGGGGGGACAUCAGUCCUAUAUCUGCGACUGCCAGCGCCCAAUGGUUAGGCAUAGAGGUGCCCUGUUUUGCUGUUGUAGUGAUGGCUGCGUACCACUUACCAGCGGUCCAGCAUGUUGGUAAAUUCGAUGCGCAUGCCUGUUUGCAUACUAUUUGCUUUAUGUUGCCCAAGGUAUGUUGGUAGUGGUUUAGCUCUGUUGCAAAUCGUAUUUCUAUACAGGAUUGCUUCUGUUUGCUUCAUCUUACUGUCCAUAAAAUAUGUAAUACUGUUUACUCUGUAAAAACGUUGAGUUGAUCUUCAGUUGUAUCAUAGGAUGCAAUUCCAAUAUAAGUCAGCCUUUUGCUUCCAAGA